Mugil cephalus (flathead mullet) is the source of this 733-nucleotide messenger RNA. RefSeq names its product DUF4748 domain-containing protein. The transcript is spliced from 3 exons. The coding region runs from base 19 to 489 and encodes 156 amino acids. The record is from RefSeq and is a predicted model, not a curated record. Lineage: Eukaryota; Metazoa; Chordata; Actinopteri; Mugiliformes; Mugilidae.
AGCAAUUACUCAACAAACAUGGCGGCGUGCAGUAGGACAGGAGUCAGGAUGGCACUGAAAGGUGUGCACCUUUUUUCCGGACGGUGGCUCCUCGCGCAGAGCUGUCAAACCCCGGCCGUGUGUCAGAGUUUGCGGCUACAUGUCUCUCCUACAGCCUCCUUGUGCAGCUCCAGGACAGAGACCCAGAGGAGCUCUCAGACACACGGCACAGCGGGGGACAACACAGACAAGACAGCCGAGGAGGAGGUCCCGGAGGGCCCCGAGUACAUCCCCAGGCAAAAGGCCAGGAACCCCAUGAUGAAAAUUGGCUAUGCCUGGAUGAUUGGUCUGCCGACGGGUAUAAUCAGCUUCAUCCUGGCCAAGAGACAAGUGGACAAAAACCGACUGAAGCAGCUGAAGAUCAGACAGAGGAUGAGAAGAUCAAACGAGGGAGAAUAUGAUGGGAGUCGAUACCGCCCUCAGCCAGAGAAUGUCAAGCUGGACCAAUGAUGGACAGCCAUGACUCACAGUGACUCUCGGCCUCCUGCUCAAAGACUAAUCAUAUACGUCCAGUGAAUGAAAACGCUAAAUUAUGUGUAAACAAGAAUCAUCACUGGUACAAACCACACACUCACUCAAAGAAAAAAUCUUUAUUUGAUACGAAAAGCAAACAGGUUCUUAUAGCACUGGUGUGUAUAUUUACAUUCGAAAUGUUUGCUUUACUUGAUUCGAGUAAAGAUGUGUAUGUAUAGAA